AUGCGCGGGUUGUCGCCAAGGUCAUUCUUUGCCUCGCCUCAGCUGGUUACUCACGCCGUGUCUUGUCGCUACUGGCCUCUGGAUGCCCUGAUGCCGUCAGUAUCCCAUGCCUCGCUGCCGUUGGCUUCGCAUGCCUUUGGGUGUCACCCGAGUUCAACCGACCCCUCUGAGGCGACUUCACGGCAGCUCAACUUCUUAUCGCCGAGAGGAUCCCCAAAGCCCCUCGUCAAGCCACCUCGGUCGGCCAUUUCAACAAAGCUGCUCGGCAAAACGAUCACGCAGUCUGCUUUCCAUCAUCUGCACUCGCCUCCAUCAUCAUUCAGUCUCUGCAACCACACGACGCGGCUUUGGCACAGAUACGGAAAGCGGCUAUAUUUUCACCACUCUUACAUAUCUCUUUGUUGGAAGCAGUAA
This is a messenger RNA of Penicillium chermesinum, 414 nucleotides long. RefSeq lists its product as uncharacterized. NCBI's taxonomy places the organism in Eukaryota, Fungi, Ascomycota, Eurotiomycetes, Eurotiales, Aspergillaceae. The transcript has a single exon. The record is from RefSeq and is a predicted model, not a curated record. Bases 1 to 414 code for a protein of 137 amino acids.